Molecule: messenger RNA, 798 nt
Organism: Trichoplax adhaerens
Lineage: Eukaryota; Metazoa; Placozoa; Uniplacotomia; Trichoplacea; Trichoplacidae
Exons: 5
Coding region: 92-601 (169 amino acids)
Cellular component (GO): cytoplasm
Molecular function (GO): calcium ion binding
Source: RefSeq, a predicted model, not a curated record
CUUUUCAGAAAUAUCUGUCGUUGCGCUAGUGGCGGCUUCAGUGUUACUCCAAUUUCGAACCAAAGCCUUCCAAAUCCUUCUUUAAUCGACAAUGAUCGUCUUCAAAGACGUUUUUAAUGAUCAAGAAAUUUUUUCCGACGGUAUUCCAUACGUAUUAAAAGAUGAUUUGUAUUACGAAAUUGAAGGCAAGAUGACAUCAGAAGUCACUGAUAUUCCUGAAUCAGCGAUUGGUGGUAAUGCAUCUGCAGAGGUGGCUGAUGAAACAAGUGAGGCUAGCAGUGUUAGUGGAAUUAACUUCGUUCUUGCCAAUCGAUUAGAGAAGAUAGAUCUCACUAAGAAAGAGUUUCAAUCUUACAUUAAAGUCUACAUGAAGAAAUUAUUGGGAUACCUUGAAGAAAAUAGCCCUGAUCGUGUUAGCGUCUUUAAGAAAGGUGCAUCUGCAAUGGUACCAAAAAUUUUAAAUACUUUCAAGGAUUGGGAUUUUUACAUGGGAGAAUCCAAAGACUCUACUUGUUUGUUGGUUUUGGUUAACUUCCGCGAGGAUGGUAUUACUCCAUUCGGUAUCGUAUGGAAAGAUGGAGUCAAUCAAGAGAAAUACUAACUAAUCUUGAAUACGUACCCGGUUUCAAAAAAUUCUUUCUGAUCUUUGGCAUUGCUAUAAUGGAUAGCAUUUAUAUGCUAAGAUCUAGUCGGGCGAAGAUGUACUCGUGUAGCGAUAUAUUUCUUAAUGUACUUAAUCAUAUGCAUAAGAGAUUUGCUAAUCCUAUUAAUAAAAGAGUAAAAUGACAUGGUUAAAUG